AUGUCGGACGCCGCGCAAAUAUACAUGGAGAAUGUCCUUCACAUCACGGGCUACCUACACCGACUGCUGUUCCUCAUGAAGGAGCUCGAUUUUAAGGAGUAUGAAAUAAACAAACUCAUUCGAGAGAAGGAGGAGAUCUAUUUAGAAAACCUAAAUUACUUAUCUAGAAAUAGAAUCGAUAGACAGGGUAGUACCUACUUGACGGGGCAGUCGAGCUUGCAGAAUGAGGAGCUCCUACCAGAAUUGGAGAAUCAAGGCGGCGGGGCGGAGUGCGCUCAGCUGAGUGGGAGAGGUGCCCAGGGGGGCCUUAAGGAGGAGGACCCAGCAGGGGGUGACAGCCCAAUGGGAGGUACCAACCCAGUGGGAGAUAACAACCCAGUGGGAGGUACCAACCCAAUGGGAGGUAACAACCCCACCGUGGAAGACCCACCCCGUGACUGCCACCGCAACGACCCCGCGGACUCAGCCAGCGAGGCGUCCCUAAAGAGCACCUCGAGGAAGGCAGCCCAGCUAGAAGGCAGUUCUCUCCACGCCACCUCCGACAGGAAGAAGGCAGCCGGGCAUGCAAAGGGAGGCACUAAGGGAACCCCGCGAGACGCGCCCAGGGGUGGUCUCCACUUGGAGGGCAAAACGCACAGUGGGGGCAGACCCCCCGUGGAGCGAAAAGGGGUCAAGCGGGAAGUGCCAACGGAUGAUGAGCAGCGGGGGGGGGCCCCAAGCGAGGCGGAUCGAGGGGCAGAUCAGGAGGCGCAGGAGGCGCACCCGGAUGGUAACCCCGAUGGUAGCGUGACUGCUCACCCGACCGCUCACCCAAAUGGUAACGUGACUACUCCCCCGUGUGAGGAUCCCACCCUGAAGCGCGAGGUCGAGCUGGCCGCGCCCAACGGAGACGACCUGCCCACCGCCCAGACGAGCAAAAAAAAAAACAGCGGCCAACACAUGCCGAGCGCAAACACAGACGACGAAGUAAAGAGCCAAGUGUGCAGACCCAUCCAAAUUUACACCGAAGAAGAACUAGAAAAUCUCCUAAACGAAAUCAUAAGCGAUAGGGAGCAGUGCAUAGCUCUCCUCAAAGAAAAAAUUUGCAUUAACAACCAAAUAGCGCACCUAAUAAAGACCGACUUUGAUCGUGUGAAAAGCCAGCAUGAUAAGCUCUUCGUGGAAAUGGAGAUGAAUGGCGAGUCGCCUCCGUACAUGCACACCACGAGUAGGAGCAGGAACGCUCCCCCCGAGUGGGACCACCAGGGUCACGCCCACGAGAGGAGCGGCUUCCCCCACGAUCCGCAUGGAAGUGGCGCUCACGGGGGAGAUAUCCACGGUAGAGAGGCUCACGGAAGCGGCGCCCAUUCCAGGGCCAACCACAACAGGAGCGCCCACCAGUACGACCCCUACGAAAUGGAGAAAACCAAAGAGGACGACGCAGAUAGCGCCUCCAUCAAAGCCUUUGGCAGGAAGCACUCCCAAAAGUACGACGAGGAUUACAACCCCUACACGGUGGGGAAGAAUAAAAAGGCGAAGAAGCCGAAGAAGAGCCGGGGGGGCGAGAACGCCACCAACAAGCUGAAGGCCUCUACCUUGGGUGGCGGUCUGAACGAAAGCGCCACGCAAAAUGCAGGUCAAAAUGCAGGUCAAAAUGUCGCCCAGGGCGGGAGCAGCCAAAUGCGAAUUCGCCUCCUGUCGGUGAAGAACCCCUCGCAGGAGGAGGCCCCCCUCGCUGCGCAAACCGACCAGGCUGACGGCCCACCCCCGCGAGAGGACGAGGCAUCCCUCUUAGCCACCUCGGAAGGCAGGGCAGACGUGGCCAAAGCGACCAGCCUCGAAAUGACCAAAAGUGAGAAUGAAGUUCAUGCCGAGGAGGGUGCCCCCCCCCAUGGGGAACAACUCAAUGGGAAUGACCCCUCCAGUGGAAACGACAAACAUUAG
Plasmodium vivax (malaria parasite P. vivax) is the source of this 1923-nucleotide messenger RNA. RefSeq lists its product as hypothetical. Lineage: Eukaryota; Apicomplexa; Aconoidasida; Haemosporida; Plasmodiidae. The record is from RefSeq and is a predicted model, not a curated record. The coding region runs from base 1 to 1923 and encodes 640 amino acids. The transcript has a single exon.